CUUCCCUGACAGAGAGAAACCAUUGGCUUGCUUUCCUUUGCUUGCCUGGAGCUGAAAAGAUGAAGGUGGUGAACUUGGGAGGCGAUCCAUCUGAAAUCUAUCGGCCAGAUGUCCACUUUGAGAGUGGAAAGCCCAAGGAUGACUACCGAAAUUUCAAGGACAGUCCACUGAUGGAGCGAGUGUACAACACUUACCUUCAGAUGCACACAAACCAGACGGUGGACUUUGUGCAGAAGAAGCAUGAGGAAUACGGUGGCUGCCGCCUCCGCCAGAUGACCGUCAUGGAAGCCCUGGACCUGCUGGACAACGUGGUGGACGAGUCGGACCCCGACGUCGACUUCCCCAACUCCUAUCACGCCUACCAGACGGCGGAGGGCAUUCGGAAGGCGCACCCGGACAAAGAUUGGUUCCACCUGGUCGGACUGCUGCAUGACAUGGGGAAGAUCCUGGCGCUGGUUGGAGAACCUCAAUGGGCCGUGGUGGGAGACACUUUCCCGGUGGGCUGCCAGGUCCAAGGCUCGGUCGUCUUCCAUGACUCCACUUUCCAUGACAAUCCAGAUGUGAAGAACCCCUUGUACAACACCAAGUAUGGCAUGUACCAACCCAACUGUGGCUUGGAGAACGUCCUGAUGUCUUGGGGACAUGAUGAGUACAUGUACAAAGUCAUGAAGUACAAUAAGUUCACCCUUCCUCAAGAGGCUUUCUAUAUGAUUCGCUUCCACUCCUUCUAUCCCUGGCACACGGGAGGCGAUUACAUGCACCUCUGCAACGAAGAGGAUCUCCGGAUGCUUCCUUGGAUUAAAGAAUUCAACAAAUUCGACCUCUAUACCAAAUCUGAGGACCUUCCAGACCCCCAGGAGCUGAAGCCUUACUACCAAGGCCUCAUAGACAAGUAUUGUCCAGGUCAGUUGUCCUGGUGAAGAUGACCCUGGAUGAGAUCUACUUGGGACUCGCUGACCCCACAGACGUUCUAGAUUUUAGCGGGAUUGGCAGAUACACCAGUCCUUUCAUGACUUAGCUUCCGUGAUGGAAGAACCCAGGAAAAGGCACCUUCCACCUUUUGCAAUCAGCCAGAGGCACCAGAAGUACAGAGAAAUGUAUUCAGAGUGAAACGAUAGCUUUGCCUAAAAAUCAAUAAAAUGCAAUUCAAGAUUAUAGAUUAAGAAAGGUUUUUGUUGGGUUCUGUAUAGGUCAGCAGAGAUGAUUAUGGCAAAGGUACCCUAAAGGCACCGGAUCCCAUCUGAUCUUGGAAGUUAAGCCAGGUCAGCC
Molecule: messenger RNA, 1269 nt
Organism: Sceloporus undulatus (fence lizard)
Lineage: Eukaryota; Metazoa; Chordata; Lepidosauria; Squamata; Phrynosomatidae
Gene: MIOX
Product: myo-inositol oxygenase
Exons: 10
Coding region: 60-920 (286 amino acids)
Biological process (GO): inositol catabolic process
Cellular component (GO): cytoplasm
Molecular function (GO): iron ion binding; inositol oxygenase activity
Source: RefSeq, a predicted model, not a curated record